AUGUCUAUCUCUCAGUCGCCUGUUGGAACACCAGUUACAUUUUAUUCAAAGGCAAAAAUCUAUUGGAGUCAAGUUCCAGCUACAGUUGACGGAAUGUUAUCAGGUUAUACCUCGUUAAAUGUCCCGGAUAUUGCAGAUUCUGAGAUAUUUCUCGAUGAAUUCGGACCAUCUACUACAGCGUACGCAUUAGAUUGUGGUGCUGGUAUUGGGCGUGUUACUAAACAACUAUUAUUACCACGUUUCUCUAUUGUCGAUAUGGUUGAAUUGACACAAUCAUUUCUUAAUCAAGCAGAAGAAUAUAUUGGACCCGAAGAUUUUCCUAGAGUUGGUGAACGCUUCUGUAUUGGUUUACAAGACUUUACUCCGCCAACUGGUCGUUAUGAUCUAAUAUGGAUUCAGUGGGUAUUAGGCCAUUUAUCAGAUUUAGCUUUGUUAGCCUUUUUAAAACGUUGUGCUCAUGGACUUUCUCCAGGCGGUGUAAUUGUAAUUAAAGAAAAUAUCACUUCACCUGGUGGACACGAUGAAAAAUCAAUCAUGAAUUCAGAAGAAAUCGAUUUCGAUGAGAUCGAUAGUAGCUAUACAAGAUCACGAUCAACUUAUAUAAGAGCUUUUAUGGAUACUGGUUUAACAUUAAUUGGUGAACGUGCUCAAACAAAUUUCCCGUCAUCAUUUUAUCCAGUAAGGAUGUUUGCAUUAUCAUAUAACGGUGAUCCGAAAGCAUCUCCUACAAAAUCUUUGCCUAAACCACUACCAACUGGGCCGCCAAACCAAAACGUAUCAUCAGUCCUUGAAUUCACUAAAUUCUAGUCUUAGCCAUGUUGGUAGAUACACUCUACUUGGUUGGGGUCCGCGUGACUAUCGUAACCAAUGGUUGGAGAGUCUUGGUGACAUGGUUCAGAAUCGAUCACAAUGGCGUAGAUGUAUACACUCUUUGUCUUCCCUUAAACCGUGAUAUUAAAAUCGCUUCAUAUCUUUCUUUCUAUGAACUAAUUCUUUCUUCCUGUACUAUGUGUCCUUAUAUGCAAUCUUUCUUUUAUAUAUUAUUACCAUUGAAGCGACUAUUUCUAUGAAUUUGUUGAUCAUCUUGUUAUGCUAAUGCAGUGUGGCAACUUGUAGCGAUGCAUAUAUGUGCCUGGUCCUACAUUGUAGUUGACUGACUGAAUAUUUAUUUGUAUAU
Molecule: messenger RNA, 1177 nt
Organism: Schistosoma curassoni
Lineage: Eukaryota; Metazoa; Platyhelminthes; Trematoda; Strigeidida; Schistosomatidae
Source: the annotation of a GenBank genome assembly